Salvelinus fontinalis (brook trout) is the source of this 1236-nucleotide messenger RNA. Its product is annotated as sulfotransferase 2B1-like. Gene Ontology annotation, cellular component: cytoplasm. Gene Ontology annotation, biological process: sulfation. The transcript has 6 exons. Gene Ontology annotation, molecular function: sulfotransferase activity. The record is from RefSeq and is a predicted model, not a curated record. Lineage: Eukaryota; Metazoa; Chordata; Actinopteri; Salmoniformes; Salmonidae. The coding region runs from base 6 to 956 and encodes 316 amino acids.
AAGACAUGGCCAGGCUGGACGUGACAGAGACCUUCCAUCACAUCUCAUUCCCUGGGCACAUUCACACCCAGGACUCCCUGAACUAUGCCCUCCACUUCCAGUUCCAGGACAGGGACACUGUCAUCGCCACCUACCCCAAAUCAGGGACUACCUGGAUGCAGGAGAUUGUCACUCUUGUGAAAAACAGAGGGGACCCACAACUCUCCAAAACUGUUCCCAACUGGGCCCGAGCCCCCUGGCUGGAACAGCAUUACAGUGCAAAGUUGCUGGAGGCCACCCAGGGGCCCCGAAUCAUCACCACUCACCUGCCCUACAACCUGCUGGCUUCUGCACUCCAGGGCUCCAAAGCUAAGGUCAUCUAUGUCGCCAGAAACCCCAAAGAUGUUGCUGUGUCCUAUUACCACUUCCAUAAAAUGGCCAAGUUCCUCCCAGAACCCAAUUCAUUUGACAAGUUUCUGGAUAGUUUUCUGGAGGGAUCAGUGAGUUAUGGGUCCUGGUUCGAUCAUGUGAAAGGCUGGACGAGUCAAGCAGGAGUCUUGGCAAAUGUUCUAUACAUCUCUUAUGAGGAGAUGUGGCUGGACCUGCAAGGCUCGAUGGAGAGGAUCAGCUCUUUCCUGCAGUGCCCCCUGGUGGGCGAGGAGUUAACCAACUCCAUGAGACACUGCAGCUUCAGCAGCAUGAGAGACAACGCCAUGGUGAACUACACUCUAAUCCCAAAGGAGAUCAUGGACCACAGCAAAGGCAAAUUCAUGAGGAAAGGUAAAAUCGGUGACUGGAGAAACACUUUCACAGAGGAGCAGAUUGGUCUUUUCGACACCGUCUACAGCUACCAGAUGCAAGACUGUCCCCUGACCUUCAUGUGGGAGUGUUCUCCUGAGUCCUGUGGGGGAGGAGGAGGAGGACAGGCUUCUGGGGAUCAGGAUGGGGCCCUUAUCCUCCAUGACGCCGGAGAUUGAUGGAUACGCUUCAUACAAGCCCUGGAAUUCUCUCACUGAUCUUCUCUGUGUUUUUGUGAAUGUACAUAUAAUGUACAUAACCCAAUAUAGUAAAACGAUAUAAUACAAUUGAUAUGCUAAUAUAACAAAAAUAUUGUGUGUGACCUAUUUGUUGUUGUAGUUGGGUUUUUCCACCUCUAAAAAAAUCGAAAUGUUACAGUUAACUGAAUGAGAGUGAAGUUUCUCCUGCAUCUUGGCUUGUGCUGCAAUAGCUAGAUGAAUAAACCAUGUCUCCUCCCUA